UUCAUCAUGCUCCCCGAUCUCCCCACCGCGAAGCGCUCCGAGGUCCGGCCCCGCCACCUCGCCUAUGUUUCGGAAAAGAUAGCCAAGGGUGAAUUUUAUCGCCAGGGAGGCGCAUAUUGUUCGUCGGAGGUCUCGGGCGAGCAGGUGGAGGACAUACCAUAUUCCGGAAGCACUAUGACAGUGGUUGCAGAGGACGAAGAGGACGUUAAAAGGCAGCUAGCUGAUGACCCGUAUGUUAAGGAGGGGGUAUGGGACGUGGAGAAGGCGAGGAUUUUCCAGUAAGUCUUGAUCCCGCGGAAGGAGGAGAAAAGGAAGAGACUGACGGGUAUUGCAGCUUCAAGACGGGGGAUUCGGUGCCAAUCAAUUACCCGCUUCAGCAGUAGGGGUGGAUGCGGGGAGGUGUACGUUUUUGUCGAAUUUGACUGUCAUGGAUUA
This is a messenger RNA of Tuber aestivum (summer truffle), 435 nucleotides long. NCBI's taxonomy places the organism in Eukaryota, Fungi, Ascomycota, Pezizomycetes, Pezizales, Tuberaceae. The record is from the annotation of a GenBank genome assembly.